This is a messenger RNA of Doryrhamphus excisus (bluestripe pipefish), 2458 nucleotides long. NCBI's taxonomy places the organism in Eukaryota, Metazoa, Chordata, Actinopteri, Syngnathiformes, Syngnathidae. The record is from RefSeq and is a predicted model, not a curated record.
UUUGGACACGUUUUUGUCAGAAUGAGUGGGAGCUGUUGCUACAAAAACAAAAAUAUUUAUUUUCUUCAAUAGUUCACUGAACGCACUGAAACGUAUUGAAUGUUGACCCUUAGCACUCAUUCUCAGGUGUUGUCAGUGCCAAGACUGAAUGACAGUGUGAUGCCCAAAUGUGUUGAUUGCGUGUCCUCUUCUCUCCAGCAGUGCGCCAGCAUAUUACCUCUUUCUGCACCAGUAACAUUUCAACUGCAAAUUUCCACCUCCAGAUGCUUCCUCGUCCCCUUGUGUUGUUCCGCUGGAAGGAGCUUGUCGAUGAUGUCACAUUAACUAACCCAGAGGGCUUGUAUGACUUGGAGGGCGACGCCAACAAGCAAGCCAAAAACGUUAAGUAUAACAACAUUGAGGAAUGUUUUCGCCACCUUUUCAACCUCUGAUGUCCACCAUGAUUCUAUUAAUAAGCUCCGUCAAUAUCGUGUUGUGUGUGUACAUGAAUAGAAGCUCUCAGGCAGCGGGAACAGUCUCCGCCUUAUUCCCCUCGCCAGGUGUAUGUUCAGCUGGAAUAAACAUGCGGGCGAAGACGAGCAGGAGCAGCAUGAGGAGGCAUAAAUGGCCCUAAAUCCCAGAAAACAUUUUCUCUUCCCUUGCAUGGAAAGUGCAGCUGAGAAAACACGGCUGGAAAUAAAUCGGUCAGCUCGCUGAUGACUGCUAACGCUGUGAAAAGUGACAAAACCUCCCUUAAUGGCGGGAGAACUGCAAAGUCAGCAUGGAUGACGCACUCAGGUGCAUGUCAAGCUCUACCGUAGAGUUUGGAGGCAGAGGAGUGAGCUAACGUGGCUAACAUAGGUGCAGUUCGACUGGAGAAUAAUGAAGCCUUAAGUGACAACACAGAGACACAGGACUCGUAGCAGGACUAGCAGGUCCGUCCUGGUUCAAAUCGACACUCCUGCAGACUGAGCUUGGAGCGAGGUCAGUCCGGUCUGGCAUGGGCGACCGAGUUCCACGCAUUGUUUCCUCAGACCGGGCUUGUCUGCGAUUUCGCUUUGCCAUGUGGGUUUCCGACCGCGGUCUUUCAACCUCCUCGGAGGUGACCUCAAGAUGUGAAAGGAGAAAUUGACAAGGUGUGAAGUCACCAAUCUGGUACCAACCUGACCAGGUCCAGUGUCUUGUCUGUCUGCACCAACCAUUGUGUUCUGCGUCCUGAUUGGCUGCAAACUAUUGUCAAUCAAUUUCCUUCUUGCUGCCCUGCCGACUCGCUAGCAUUUUCCUUCAAGCACUACAUCUUGGGACAAGCUUCUGUCUGGUCCAUCCUAGUCUGAUCUGGUCAUGCAGUCCCUGGCCGAGGAAAUCCAGAGUUUUUCUCGGACGCGUCUGAAAAGGCAGUGCACUCGCGUGACUUCACUGAGCGGCCGCCGCAUCAUUGAGACCUGGAAGGGGUCUAUGAUGACGGUAGUGGAUGACCCGGUCCCCCCGGAGAAGCUGCUAGGAUACGUCCCAGAUACCUCGUGGGACCUCCAGGUGGGCGUGGUCAAGCCCUACUUGCUGCUGGGUUCUCAGGAUGCUGCACAUGACUUCAGCACCUUAAGGAAACACAAGGUGUCACACAUCCUCAACGUGGCUUUUGGAGUGGAGAACGUCUUCCCUGACCUGUUCAUCUACAAGACAGUUAGCAUUCUGGACCAUCCUGACACGGACCUGGUGCCACACCUCCAGGAAUGUUGUGACUUCAUUCAGCAAGCUAAAACUGAGAAAGGCGUGGUCCUGGUCCACUGUAACACUGGCAUCUCUCGAGCUCCGGCGGCAAUCAUUGGCUACCUGAUGUCAUGUGACGACCAGUCCUUUGACGACGCCUUCUCCUUCGUCAAGGCAGCCCGGCCCACCGCCUGCCCAAACCCUGGCUUCCUGGACCAGCUGAGGAAGUACAAGAUGGAGAAGGCGCCUGCUAGCAAACACUGAAAAUAGUCAAGAAAAUGAAUAGAUGAAAAUAUUUGCUCUUUUUAUGUCUUAUUCAUGUUCAGUGGCGGUUCUAGCAGUGGGCCACAUUGGCGGCAUUCUCGGGGGGGUGACAAAAAAAAAUCCCAUUUAUUUGUGUUCAUCCGGUCAGGACAUCCACCAUUUGAUAUGGAUAACACCAAACUGGGGGUUUCCAAUCUAUUUGUGUUAGAUUUUUUUAAAUGUUGUUUAUUAUAUUAUAUUUUAUACAUUUUGUGGCUUAAAUCAUUCAAUCCCAGCCAUUUUUCAAAAGAGAAACCCUUUGGUACCCAGAAUAUUGUGUUCUAUCGUCAGAAAAAAGGGUUGUUUCUUACCUGUUUUUCUGUUUUCUAGUGAUCAGUAGUAUGUAAGUUUCAGGAAAAUAUCAGUUCCCGACUAAAAAAGGCAUAACUUAUGUUUUGCUUUUGUGACAGCUCGAUUGUGCACGUGUGUGUGUGUGUGCGCAUGCAUUAAAAUGUACCUUUAAUGCGUA